Penaeus monodon (black tiger shrimp) is the source of this 2495-nucleotide messenger RNA. RefSeq names its product protein CREG1-like (gene CREG). The record is from RefSeq and is a predicted model, not a curated record. Lineage: Eukaryota; Metazoa; Arthropoda; Malacostraca; Decapoda; Penaeidae.
CCCGACUUCCACUUUCUCAUGAAGAGGAAAAUCUGCUAUUUGUCAACGUUUUUAUUACAUUUUUUCCCCUACAAAACUAACAUGGAUAUAUUAUAUACUUCAUAAUAACGACACCUAACUUCAGAAAUAUAUACAUAUAAUCGAAUGAACAAGUCGGAAUAAUAUAAGACAAAUUAAGAAUUAGAGCUGCAGACUUUCCUGAAAAUCGUCAGGGAAAAACAGUGAUCAGCUGCCAAGUGCGAAGGGAAGGACACAAAAGCUGCGAGUCGUAGUCAUAUGACCUUAUUUAAUUCUCGUAUAAACCAUGUACGGCUAUAAGAUGGCAAAACCUUCGAUGUCCUCGGAGAAUUUGGUGGAUUCGGAACAUCAGACAAGGACUCGUACUCCUGUCUCAAAAUGUCGAUACUUUUUGAUGGGUCUAGCAACAACCCUCUUUGCUAGUGCUGUUGCUUUAGCUGUCUACCAGGCGACUAGUGAUCCAUUCCUUUUCAAGUCGGGCAAAACUUUCAAGCGUCCUAAGAUUGCAGCGAACCAACAGGGUCUUCAAGAUCCCAUCAAAGAUGAAGGUGUUGUUGUGGCCUCAGGGUCAGUGCGCACGACCUGGCCAGAUCCUCCCCCACAUGACCAGGUGGCCAAGGUGGCCCGCUACAUUGUGCACACCUCAGACUGGGCUACUGUAGCAACAUUCUCCACCCAGAAAGUCACUGAAGGCUUUCCAUUUGGCAACAUUCUAAGUGUGAGUGAUGGUCCAAUUGACAAGUCCAGUGGGACCCCAUACAUGUACCUUACGCCUCUGGACUUCACAGCUAUUGAUCUGGAGAAAGAUAACCGUGCUUCUCUCACAAUGAGUGAGGCUCAGUCUGACUACUGCCACAAGAAAGACUUUGACCCAGAGGAUCCCCGAUGUGCUCGCAUUUUAAUCACUGGUGAAAUUGUGAAGGUUGAGAAUGGAACAGCUGAGUGGGGCUUUGCUGAAGCUGCAAUGUUCUCAAGACAUCCAAUCAUGAAGUCAUGGCCUGCUGAUCACAAAUUUUUCUUUGCCAAAAUGAAUAUCAUGAAUAUUUUCGUCCUUGACUUCUUUGGAGGUGCAGCUGAGGUGGACAUCAAUGAAUAUUUCAGUGCUGUUAUGCCCUAAGUUGGGGGAACAUUUUUAACUCUUUCACUGUAACUUCAGCCCAGGAUUGGCUUAGAAGUAGCUACAAGAUGCGGUGAUGAUUUUCUGAUCAGUGGAUUUAUUUAGAUUAUAUGUAAUCAACUACAUUUUAAAAGUUAGUUAUCAGAUGCAGUACAGGAUGAGAUUGGAAUCCCUCUUCAUGUAUAUGGGAAUGCUUGAAUUGCCAUUAUGUUUUCAUAUACGAAAAGAACUGACCUGACCUUAAUGUCAUAAAUAUGGAAAUAUAAGAACUUAUUUUAAAGUGAAUUGAACAACUCAAGCCUCAGAAUGUAUUGCAUGUAGGGAUUAGUCUUAAACAUUUUACUCUCUCAGAGCUUAGAUUUUAUAUUAGAAUUCGGGGGAGCUUGGAAUGUUAUUCUCAUUAUCUAUUUUAGAAGUUAACUCAGCUAUUGUUAUACAUGUGAUAUAUAUAAUAUAUAUGUGAGUCGUUUCUUUCACUUUAAUUAUGUACUCGUGGAUGUAUCCCAGUGAUAAAUCUAAUGUGUUGUGUGUUUGAUAAAAGAAUCAAGAACACACAGACAAUUUUCUUUCUUCAAGUGGCACAUAAAGUUCUUUAGUAUAUUUUUAUUCGAAUUAAUCAAGUAUAUGUUCUUGCUGAUAAUGUCUCAUAGACAACAUGUGGACCAGGUUGGCUCGUGUCAUAGCAUAUUCUUUCCAUAGUUAUUUAGUGCUUCUACAUAUUUGCUGUCUCACCAGGGAAAUUGGAGUAAAUAACUUUACAACUAUGGAAUUAAUUAUAUGUUAUCCUUCUAUUAUAUGUGAGAUGUGAUAUACUGUAUAUGCUGUAUAACACUCUGGUAUAUGAAAUAUAACUGGUAUGUAUGAUAUGUAUAUUUGGUAUAUAUAAAACAGCAUAUCUUUGUAAUUAAUGAACAUUUUAUAAUGUUGCAAAGCAACAUGAUCUGAAUACUGAAGCUUAAGUCUUUCAUUUUGAAGUCUGCUUAUAUUUUUACAAAAUAAGGUGAAGCAAAAAUACUUAAAUUGUACUACUGUUUUGGAUAUAUAGAUUUAUAUACAUAAAGUUUUAUUAUUUUAUUUAUUUGAAAUUUGAAGUAAUGUGUAUAUUUAUUAUACGUGAAUAAGAAUAUAUUUUUGUUUCUAUAAGAUGUUCACAUUUACAAUUUUCCUGGUCACAGCAAAUGUUCCUAUUGAGUUUCUCUGACUUAGGAUUACAGUAUAGAAACUAGAUUUAGAGCUCUUGCGAGUCUUUACUUGAGACGGUCCAGGCGACUGGAUGAAGAACUGACAUUAUUGGCUGUGACUACGUAUGAGAGUCCUUGUGUCUCAUUCCUUGAUUUUUAAUUAAAUUUGACAUUUAUUA